Fusarium tjaetaba is the source of this 1464-nucleotide messenger RNA. RefSeq names its product ROD1-O-dinitrobenzene calcium and zinc resistance. The coding region runs from base 1 to 1464 and encodes 487 amino acids. Gene Ontology annotation, molecular function: ubiquitin protein ligase binding; protein-macromolecule adaptor activity. NCBI's taxonomy places the organism in Eukaryota, Fungi, Ascomycota, Sordariomycetes, Hypocreales, Nectriaceae. Gene Ontology annotation, cellular component: plasma membrane; cytosol; cytoplasm. The record is from RefSeq and is a predicted model, not a curated record. The transcript is spliced from 3 exons. Gene Ontology annotation, biological process: ubiquitin-dependent endocytosis.
AUGCAAGCCUCGUCGACGAACCAACACAAUAACCAGCCUCUCGCUGCUGCUUUCAGCGGCGUAGCAUCAACACCGUAUUCCCUCUUCGAGAUCAGACUUGAACGCGAAUUUGUCGUCUUUUGGGGCAGCCGAUAUGAAUCAACAGAUCAACUACUCAAGGGCGUCGUAGUCCUGUGUCUACAGUCGCCGCUCAAGCUUGAUGAAGUCAGACUUCGCCUAGAUGGUACUGUACGCCAUGCAUGGCUAAACGACCCCGGCGUGGCCCACAACACCAGCAUCAUGAAGCACAAAUGGCCCUCAUUGCUGGAAACAGGCGGCAAGAGUGUCACUCUACCAGCUGGCAACUACGAGUGGCCCUUCGAACUGAUGAUGGCAGGGGAUACUUCCGAAAGCCUCGAGGGUAUCCGGGAUGCUUCCAUCACAUAUGGCUUGAGAGCAACGAUCAGCAGAGGCAAGCUGGCGCGACAUAUCAGCUGUACCAAGAAGCUUCGAAUCAUCCGCACAUUUGCGCCGACUGCCUUGGAGUUCAUGCACAAUAUGAGCGUUGAGCAGACAUGGAUCAAUAAAGUCGACUACUCUGUCUCCAUACCGACAAAAGCUGCUGUUUUCGGAGGGUCUAUUGUUCUCGAAACGCGAUUUACACCACUGGUCAAAGGACUCGAGAUUGAAAGGAUCGUCGCAACUUUGGUGGAGUUUCAAGAGUUCAGCAUGCACAGCAGACACUAUAUUUACACAAGAGAACACAAAAGCAAACGAGAGAUUUCUCAAUGGGACUUUGAGAUGUCAAGAGAGCAAAACUGGCAGGACACUAUAGAGGAAACUGGUCAAGAGGGAUGGGUCAUGAAGAAGACACUGCAGUUACCGAAGAAGCUGAGCGAAUGCAUCCAAGACAUAGACGCACAAGGCAUCAGGGUCUACCACAAACUCAAGAUACACAUACCCAUUCGGAACCAAGACGGUCAUGUCUCGCAUCUUGACUUGGGCAUUCCAGUCAACAUCUUCAUUUCACCGUCCAUCACUCUUGACGACCAAGGCAACUUGAUAGACCAAGCCCCUAGUACACAAGGACCACCAAGCGAAUUAAUAGGCCCACCGGUGUAUGGAGAACAUAUUCUCGACCAGUUAUACGACAGUCUGGAGGACUGGCAGAUCCCUGGCCAAGGCACUCACCAAGGCGAGGGAGAAGGAUCCGGUACCAGCACUCCUCAUCACACAGACUCGAAUGAGAGUCAGACAUACGAAAGCUCCAACACAUUUGAAUCCUCACAGUCCAGCCAGACUCACGACCCAUCGCGCAGCUCAUCCGAAACUGUGUCUACCAACCCAGAAGAAUUUGCCGAACUUAGCAAAGUUCCGACAUAUCGCACGGCGCUCCGGACUCCACUGCAACCGCAUACUCAGCAAGGCGGAGCCCUGCCUCCGGAUUAUCGAACGGCCGCGGCAACGGUAGCGAGAGAUAGUUGA